This is a messenger RNA of Theobroma cacao (cacao), 6782 nucleotides long. RefSeq names its product Urb2/Npa2 family protein. Gene Ontology annotation, cellular component: nucleolus. The record is from RefSeq and is a predicted model, not a curated record. Gene Ontology annotation, biological process: ribosome biogenesis. Lineage: Eukaryota; Viridiplantae; Streptophyta; Magnoliopsida; Malvales; Malvaceae.
GUUCCCGAAUUUAAAUAGAAACAAGCUCAAGCUCGUCUCCAGUAAUCGACGAUUCAAAAAUGGUUGAUUUAUCUGAGAAAUUAACUAAGAAAAAGAAGAGGAAGCUAAACAGCUCCGGAGAGAAACGAAAUCCUAAAAAGCGUCACCGUAUUGAUUCCUCGAAGAAGGAACCGACAGAAGUUGAAGAAGGUGAAAGUUGGGCACGGAGAGGGCUGGACAUCAAUCCCAGUGAAGAACGCCCAUGGAGAAAUUUACAGUUAAUUCUUUCAUUACAAAACAAACAAGUGGACCUACAAAAAAAGGUAGAGCUGGCUUUUGAUUUUGUUAAUUCUAGAGAGCAAGAAGGAAGAAAUAAUGUGGAUGAAGAUCACGAGACGGUGAAUAUAUCGCGAUUAAUUGUUUUUCUUAAUGAUUGGAUACAGUCAUUAUUGGUUUCACCUGAAAAGAAUGUUGUCGAUGGAAUUGUUGAGGCUUGUUUGGAUUUUAGGUGUUGGCGGAUUUUCAAAUUCUGUUUGAAGGAGUCUUUGAGAUUGCAUGUUUCUUUAAAUUUCUUGCGGAACGUGUUAAGAGCUAUCGGUUAUAUUGCAAGAAAUGUUUUGUCUUUAGUUAGCGAGGCAUCUUUGUCUUCGAAUGAAUCAUUUUUGGUUGGUGAAGGGUUUGAAUUGUAUGGUGUGGUGCUUGAUUGUGUUUCCUUGUUGUUCUCAUUUCAUAGUGGCUUGUCAAAUGAAAAUUUAGAAGUAUGGGUUUCGACUAUUGAUGUGGUGCUUCAGCUUGCUCACAAAAUUUAUACAGAGAACCUUGAUGGUGGCAAUAUAGGUGCAUUUGCCCUGCAGUUUUCAUGUGUGGUUCUUGAGCCAUUUGCUAAAUUUUUGAGGAUCCAUCCAACACGGAAGAAUGGGUUUCGUGAUUUUGUAGAUAAACUUCUUGAGCCAGUUUUGCUUCUGGUUGGUGUCUUGCAUAGUCAGAUUAACGCGGAUAAUUCUGGCUGGACAAAGAACUUGCUGAAGUUGGUUGAAGAAGUCUUAUCUCACGGGUUGUUUCAUCCAGCCCACAUCGAUGGAUUUUUGGGCUUGCGCAGUGUGGAAAAGUAUGCUGGGUUACUCGAUGGUAAAGCAAAAGACUCAAAAGUGAUGAUUAAAAGUUAUCAUAGACAUUUAUUCGACAAACUAGAAAGCAUCAUAAAGGUGAAGAAGGACAUAACUUUGAGCGGUAUUGGGCAGUUGUUUCACAUGUUUGUUGAUCGUGUUAAAAAGCAGAAAGGAGCUUUCAGUACUGGGACUACUGGAAAAAUUGGAAGUUCAAGGCACUUGGAAGAUGGCUUAUCAGGACAUUUGUCUAUGGAUCCAUCUCGGAGUAGUAGUGCAUUUCCAGACAAUAAUUAUAGCUCUAGUAAUUUAAGUGCAGAAGCACGGAAGUCACUAUUUGAUUUCUUUGUACAGCUUUUGGAGCCUCUCCUGCUUGAGAUGAAUGGCUAUAUUCAAUCUAACCUGGCAGCAAGGCCCUCAUUGUUGGAUGCUCAUUGCACACUCAAAUCCAUUAAUAGUUUACUUGCCAGUUUUUUACAUGAUAAAGUAUAUGUAAGAACAGAAGACAUCUCAGAAGGAGCUUGCCUUAAUUUCUUGAAGACAGUUUAUGAUACUGUAGUUUCAUUUGCUUCCAAAUUAGUCAGCCUAUCAGAACUCAAUAUAGAUACCAAGACGGAGAGGAAGAUGUUUCCUUUAUUAGCCAAGGAGUUAUUUCUUGCUGUAGGAUACUUCUUGGAUAUCGAAUAUGACGUUAUUGGGAAUGACUUAAUUAGCCUAUGGGUCAUGAUGCUUUCUUAUUUGACCACUGGUGUCUCUUUCUUGGAUUCACCUGAUCAAUGCUCAUUGACUUCCCCAAUACUAGAUCUUGGGUGCCAGCUGGUUAACCUUUACAGCUCACUUCGCCAGGUGAAUAAUUCUAUUUUUACACUGUGCAAAGCAGUGAGGCUUUUAAUAUCACACCACCAAGAAGGUGAAAUGAGUUGCACCAGAUUCUUUUCCUACACAACAUCCUUACCUAAUGAAGCAAGUGCAGCAUCAGUGGGAAUUCUGUUAUGCUCACAAGAAUUUAAACUUGCUGUUCAUCAUGCUAUCAAAUCCAUACCAGAAGGCCAAGUGAGUGGACUCAUUUGUCAGUUAACUGCAGAUGUAUCAGAAUCAAUAGAAUGGAUGAAAAUUGGUUGCUCAAAGACUGAUGGAAAAGAAAUUGGAAGAUUGGACAUGAGAGAUCACGGCAUGCUAGAUUUUCACAUGCAAGCAGAACUAUUGGGAAGAGUGUUAGCUGAAAUUUAUAUGAUAUUGCUAGACUCACUGACAGUCACGGUGGGAAACUGUAGUCUGCUUGGACCUUCUGUGAAAGAGUUAGUAAAUACGAUUUAUCCUUGCAUUAGUAGUCUGGUUGAACAACACCCUGAUGGUGUCAACGAGUUCCUAUCUUCUGUCAUGGGAAGGACUUCCAAGAAUAUGGCAGCUGAAAAUGAAAAAGAGAAACAUAGAAUAACCACGCAAUGGAUUUUUAUCUUCCUCUUUCAACUGUACAUGUCUUGCCGAAGCUUGUAUAGGCAAGUCAUUAGCCUUACACCUCCCAGCACAUCACGGAAAUUGUCAUCAGCAAUGGGGGAUGCUUUCACAGCAUAUACUGGUAGGGAUUGGAUGGAGAAGUCAGACUGGACUGAGGAGGGCUAUUUUUCUUGGAUUAUCAAUCCUUCACCAUCUCUUCUUGAUCUUAUACACCAUAUUUCAAACAUUUACAUAAAGGACAACAUUGAAGAUUGCUGUCCACUGAUCUAUGUACUGCAUGUUAUGGCUCUCCAAAGGCUAGUUGAUUUGAACAGGCAUAGAAGCACUCUUCAGUAUUUAUUACAGCAGGGUGAUAAGUUGAUGCAGGUUAAAAAGCUUGAUGAUGCUGACUUGUCACUGUAUAGAAAAAAAUGCCGAAAGUUGAAAAGGCACAUCUUAGUUUUGGAGCAAGAGGCAGUGGAACUUACUGAUUUCAUGCUGGGAUACCUUUCAUUAGUGGCUAAUUAUCACUCAUCAAUCUUCUCUUCUGAUGACACAUCUUGUGAAAAAAAGGCAUGUUUCCAAGUGCAUGAAAGUGACAAAUGGGAUUUCAGUAUUUCUUCCGUGAACAAGAAGUCAUUGCCAAUUGCAAUUUGGUGGAUUAUAUGCCAAAGUAUUGAUAUUUGGUGCAGCUAUGUUGAUGCUAAGAAGUUAAAAAGGAAGUUUAAAAAAUUCCUCAUGCUUUUGAUCCAGACUUCCCUGCCCUGUUUAGCAAACAGCACUCUGCAGAUUGAAAAGCAUAAAAUUGGCAAAGAUGGUCAGCUGAAGAAAAUUACUCUUUAUCAGAUUUCACAAGGACUUCUAAAAGAUUCCACUCUGUAUGAGAAUAAAUUUGUUCGCAGGAAUUUGGCAUCAAGUUUUUGUCAUGCAUUAGAGAAUUCAGUGCUAUCAUUGUUUAGUGACUCGUCAGUUAGGGACAUCAAUUUUAAAUCAUUACCUGUUUGGCCAGAGGUUUUAAGCAAACUUGACAACUCAUCCACAGUUGUUUGUAGCAGAAGAGAUGUUAAGCAUGAUUCGGCUGCAAGAUCAAUUUCAAAUUCAUCUGAUAGGCUACCUUCAGAAAUUUCCAUGAAACAGAAAGCCUUUCCUAUCGAAAAUGUGAAAUUUAAAGAUUGUCAGAGUUUGCUCAAUCUUCUGUGUUGGAUGCCAAAAGGAUAUUUGAAUUCAAAAUCAUUCUGCCAGUUAACAGCUUAUGUCCUCAACCUUGAACGGAUUGUAGUUGAAGAUCUUCUAGGUUGUCAGGGUGCACUGUCUUCAAAUGGCUGCUACGAGCUUUUCCAGUUGUUUGUAGCUUGCCGGAGGACCUUGAAAAAUAUAAUUAUGGCAUCAUGUGAGGAGAAGAUAGAAGGUAGUCUAUCUUCACUUCUUUCAGUUGCUGAGGGUUCAUCAUUUGUUAUAUGGCUUUUCAAGUCAGUAUCUACAGUGAUUGGAGUCCUAGACACAAUGAUGGAAGAUUGCCUGCCUGAAUUCGAACUUAAGAUAUUCUUAUUGAUGGAUCACACAUCCUAUGUUUUCUUUGCAAUAAGCAAGUAUCAGUUUGGUCAGGCUGUCCAUUUCAUUGGAAAUUCUGAGAAACCUUGUAAAAAACAACCUUAUUCUGGUGUUGUCGGUGAUGAAAGUAUUUUGAAUCAACCUGGUUCGUGCUCCAAUUACUUGAAAGAUAGUGAAGCCUUGAGAAGUUUGUCCAUUACUGCUGAGAAUUUGAAGGAACAGGCAGAGAGCUUACUCGAUCCUCUAAAGGGUGCCCUUGAUGAUAAUGCGAAAGUAGGAGAUGGGAAUAAAGCUGUAAAUACUAAUAAAAUGUCUUUUGCAAUUUCUUGCUUUGGUGGGUUUUUAUGGGGCCUAGCAUCUGCCUUGAAUCAGGGAGACGAAAAAAGUGGUGAGGUGAAUGCAAAAUAUUUACGAUGGAAAUGUGAGCCUCUCUCCAAACUAAACAUCUGUAUAAAUGUGUUUUUAGAUUUUAUAAGUGAAGUCUUACACAUGUUUCUUGACAAUGAUCAACAGUCCAGAAGCUACUAUGAUGCUGAAAGUUCUCAAAAGUUGGAUUACAGCAGGCAUUUGCUGGUUUUUGAGACUGAUUUAGUAGAGCUUCAUUAUCUAAAUAAGCAUUUCUUGCAAGGGUUGCUGAAGGGUGAUCAUCCUGACAGAGCAAUUUUACUUAGGCAUCUAUUAAUCACUCAUUCUGCUAUUCCAAGGCUAAAUUUACGCAUUGAUGAUACUUCCUUGUCGUCAGGCAUGGUACCUCUCAAUAUUGGCAUUUCACAAGUCUUGUUGUUGGAGUUGGCAAACUCGGGUGAAAUCCCGCCGCCAUUUACUUUUGUUUGGUUAGAUGGUGCUGUCAAGUAUUUGGAAGAACUAGGUAGUCACUUUCCAUUGAAUGAUCCUACCUUAAAUGGAAAUGCAUAUGCCAAGCUAAUAGAGUUGCAUUUAAGGGCCAUAGGCAAAUGCAUAUCUUUACAGGGAAAAAGAGCCACUUUGGAAUCUCAUGAGAGAGAAUCAAGCACUAAGAUACUCCAUGGUGGUACAGGUUGGUCUGAGUCAUUUCUUUCUCAUGGGUCACAUUGCCUAGAUGAGUUCAAAGCUAGGUUGAGGAUGUCAUUCAAAGCGUUUAUAAAGAAUCCGUCAGAGUUGCAACUGUUGUCAGCAAUGCAGGCUAUAGAGAGAGCACUAGUGGGAGUACGUGGAGGUCAUGCAAUGAUCUAUGACAUAAACACUGGAAGUGCCAAUGGUGGCAUGGUUUCCUCAACUGUUGCGGCUGGCAUUGACUGCUUGGAUUUAAUUCUUGAGUAUGGUUCAGGUCGCAGAUGUUUGAGGGUGGUUAAAAGACACAUUCAAAGCUUAGUUGCAGCGCUGUUCAACAUAAUCCUGCACUUACAAAGUCCAUUAAUAUUCUAUGGAAAAUUUGUGAGUAAUGAAGGUGACAGAAAUCCUGAUGCAGGAUCUGUUGUUCUUAUGUGUGCUGAGGUAUUGACCAGAGUUGCUAGAAAACAUGCUCUGUUUCAAAUGGAUCCCUGGCACAUAGGGCAGUCUUUAUGUAUCCCUGGAGCACUUUUUCAAGAUUUCCAUCAACUAAGGCUUUCUGAAGCACCCGUAUCAAAUAACUCAUUAUUGUAUUCAGAUAAACAAACCCACGAUUCCAUGGCAAGCAUGAAAUAUAGUGUUGUGGACCGACAGUUUUCUGUAAACCUGUUUGCUGCUUGCUGCCGAUUAUUAUAUACUGUUCUGAAACAUCACAAGAGUGAAUGUGAACGGUGCAUUGCGGUGCUUGAAGAAUCUGUUGCCCUUCUCCUUCAUUGUUUGGAGACAGUGGAUGCGGAUUUAGUGGUCCGAAAAGGUUAUUUUUCAUGGGAAAUACAAGAGGGAGUAAAAUGUGCUUGUUUUCUUCGAAGAAUCUAUGAAGAGAUAAGGCAGCAGAAAGAUGUCUUUGCAGGCCACUGUUAUAAGUUCUUAUCAACCUACAUAUGGGUUUAUUCAGGAUAUGGUCCCCUUAAAACUGGCAUCAGAAGGGAGAUAGAUGGAGCUCUAAAACCAGGUGUAUAUGCUUUAAUAGAUGCUUGCUCAGCUAAUGAUCUCCAAUAUCUUCAUACUGUAUUUGGAGAGGGUCCAUGCAGAAACACUUUCGCUAGUUUGCAACGUGAUUACAAACUGAAUUUCCAGUACGAGGGAAAAGUAUGAUCUUAGCCGUUUCCUCCAUCAGAUUAUAUGGCAAGUCAUCAAUUUUGUCCUCUUAACUCUUCUAACAUACGAGGAAACAAACUUCGAGAGAUCAUGUUAUUGUACAGUUUUUGUAGUAACUUGUAAGCUUGGUGAUGGCAUUUGUCUUUUUAGUACACGAGUUAAGUCCAUCCAUUUGGUCUGGUAUAUUGUUGCCGGGUGCAGCAUAUUUAAUUUUCCUUCAGGCCCUGGCACCAGACUUGGAUGACCUAAAUUGUUGUUUGUUAUAUGUGAAAAAAAGAAUCAUGCCAAUGAUCUCUAAGUCUAGUAGUCAGAAGACCAAGACUCCUAAAGAGGAGUAUUUCCAUAGGUUUUGAUUGUAACAAUUGAUCAAAUAUCAUAUAAUUAAACCCAACAUGUACACCAGUGUAUAACUUUAUUGAGCGUUAUGAUACUUUCCGAUUAUGAUGCUUGAACCGAUUGUUUAGUGUCGGCCUGACUGAGUCUGAUUGGCCUAUGGAAAUUAUUGGAGUUGGUUGAAUUCUA